This is a messenger RNA of Vicia faba (fava bean), 888 nucleotides long. Lineage: Eukaryota; Viridiplantae; Streptophyta; Magnoliopsida; Fabales; Fabaceae. The record is from the annotation of a GenBank genome assembly.
AUGGGUACUUUCUGUGAUAAAACUGAAACUUCAGACCUCAAAUGCAGUAGCAAGAAAAUGGAAGUAGAUGAAGGUUUGAAUUUGAACACUGUUGCAUGUCUAAGAGGGAGGUUAUUAGCAGAGAGACAUGCUUCAAAAGUAGCUAAGGAACAAGCAGAAUCAAUGGGCAAAAAGUUGGUUGAAUUGGAGAAAUUGGUUAAAGAAGAGAUUAAAUUAAGAGAUAAAUCUGAGAGAAAGCUUAAAUUGUUAAGGAAAAAGCUUGAAUCUUCUAGCAAAUCCUCUAAAUUAAGCCAAUUGUGGCAUUCUGAUUCUUCACAAAAAAGUGAAAAUUCUUGUGGUUCAUCAUCUAUUAGUUCAAUUUCAAAAAAUUCAGAAGCAAAUGAAACUGGAAAUUGUGUGAAAGAUUCGGCUUUGGCGGAAAAUUUAGUGGCAAAUCACAAUGGUUCAAGGUCAGAGAAUAGUUCAUCCAGUACAAAAGAUUGUGAUUCUCAGAUUACUGAUAGUAGUUCAAGUGGUAAUUAUUCAGAACAUGGUUAUUCUUCUGUAAAGAUUCGGAGCCAGGAUUCGAAUCCAAGCUUUGAGUUUGAGAAUUUGAAGAAUGAUGAAAACUCUGAGUCUAAGGAUUUGAAGAAUGAUGAAAUCAGGCUUUCUAGUUUAAGCACAAAGUCAUCAGUGACAGAGAAUGAGAGUGAUUAUGCAGAUUCCUUUGAUCAUUCCUUGGCAUUAGUUCUUGUGACUGUGAAUAUGACAGCAACAUCUCAAGCUAGAACUAAUCACAAACAAGUUAAUGAAAAUGUCUUUGAAGCUCUAGAUGCUUUAAGGGUUGCCAAAAAAAAACUUGAAAGUUCAUUGGGAACAAAGCAAAUGAUUCAAGCUGGCCUAGUUUAA